AUACGUCACAGUCCUGUUCUUACGACUUUAACCUGCUCCAGUGCUCAAUAACUCCACCAUGGCUUCCCUCGGGUAAAACCCUCAAAUUUGCAAAUUUAUCAAAAUCCCCAAAUAUUUCUCUCUAUCUUUCUCUUUCUCCCGGGCUACCCUUACGAAGUCCGAUCUGCGAGAGGAGGAAAUCGCUGUAACUGGGUUUUUGAUUGCGGAGAAGGGCUAUUUUGGUUGAAGAUUUCGGUUUCGUUUGUGGAGGUGAUUCAGUUUUAGAAUUUUUACUAAAGAUGAAGAACGUUGAACGUGUAGCAAAUUUGGCUUUAGCAGGUUUAACAUUAGCACCACUUGUUGUGAAGGUAGAUCCCAAUCUAAAUGUUGUUUUAACUGCCUGCCUCACUGUUUUUGUGGGUUGCUACCGAUCAGUGAAGCCAACGCCACCUACUGAGACAAUGUCAAAUGAACAUGCCAUGCGCUUCCCCUUUGUUGGGAGUGCGAUGCUGCUAUCGCUAUUUUUACUCUUUAAGUUCUUAUCCAAAGACUUGGUUAAUGCUGUAUUGACAAGCUACUUCUUUGUUCUUGGGAUCAUUGCUCUCUCGGCAACAUUGUUACCUGCUAUUAAACGUUAUUUACCUAAGCAUUGGAACGAGGACCUUAUUGUAUGGCGUUUCCCAUAUCUCUGCUCUUUGGAGAUUGAGUUCACAAGAUCUCAGGUUGUUGCUGCAAUCCCUGGAACCUUUUUCUGUGCAUGGUAUGCUUCACAGAAGCAUUGGCUUGCUAAUAAUAUAUUAGGCCUGGCCUUCUGCAUUCAGGGAAUUGAAAUGCUUUCUCUUGGGUCUUUCAAGACUGGUGCUAUCCUCUUGGCUGGACUUUUUGUGUAUGAUAUUUUCUGGGUUUUCUUCACUCCAGUUAUGGUUAGCGUUGCAAAGUCUUUUGAUGCUCCUAUAAAGCUUUUGUUUCCUACAGGGGAUUCUACACGCCCAUUUUCUAUGCUUGGACUUGGUGACAUAGUGAUCCCUGGUAUUUUUGUAGCCCUAGCUUUGCGAUUUGAUGUUUCUAGAGGGAAAAAGGGCCAGUAUUUUAACAGUGCGUUUUUGGGUUACACAGUUGGUGUGGUUCUUACCAUUGUAGUAAUGAACUGGUUUCAAGCUGCACAGCCUGCACUGUUAUAUAUUGUACCAGCUGUUAUUGGUUUCCUGGCCGUACAUGUUGUAUGGAAUGGUGAAAUCAAACCGUUGCUGGAAUUUGACGAGUCAAUGGCCUCGCAAGAAGAUGAAGGUGACAAAAUUUGCAAGAAAGUGGAAUAGUUUGAGAAGCUCAGAACCUAAAACUUUCCUACUUAGAUGAAUACUUCUCUUUUUCUUUUUUCUGAGGUCCCAAAACGGCCUUUAGAGCGCAUCUUGGCUAAUUUAUAUGCUACUCCAUACCCAUGUAACAGAUUUUUGAAUGAAGGAAAUAAUAUUUUCAGCUCAUAUAA
Humulus lupulus (European hop) is the source of this 1465-nucleotide messenger RNA. Its product is annotated as signal peptide peptidase. The coding region runs from base 279 to 1295 and encodes 338 amino acids. Gene Ontology annotation, cellular component: membrane; lumenal side of endoplasmic reticulum membrane; cytoplasmic side of endoplasmic reticulum membrane. The transcript has 12 exons. Gene Ontology annotation, molecular function: aspartic endopeptidase activity, intramembrane cleaving. The record is from RefSeq and is a predicted model, not a curated record. Gene Ontology annotation, biological process: membrane protein proteolysis. NCBI's taxonomy places the organism in Eukaryota, Viridiplantae, Streptophyta, Magnoliopsida, Rosales, Cannabaceae.